CAAGCAACCGGCGACUGAGUGGGCUGGCACUUAGGGCAAGGCCGUUCGCUCCCAAAGGCGAUGAACUUCCAGAUCCCACUGAGGAAGUGAAAACCGGACGUCUGCAGUUUUCCAUUUCUCCACCUUUGUCUCAGCUGCAUCAGGAUGUCAGAAGCCUCCAAGGAGAGUUUAGGGUCCCCGGAGCUGCCGGUGCUGGGCAAGGUGUGCCUAACCACCACGGACCGAAAGCUCAACGUGCUGAAUGAGAAGGUUGACAAGCUUUUGCAUUGCCAGGAAGACCUCGCGGAGAAGCUGCAGUGCGUAUGCCGCGGCAUGGGCCACUUGGAACAAGGCCUUCGCCGUCUGGAGGCCUCCCAAGGGCCAGGCCUGGCUGGGGCUGGCAGCAGCCCCCAGGCAGCCGCCCAGGCCGGGACCCCAGAGGUCCUGGAGCUGGUGAGGGCAGUGCAGCAGGACGCUGCCCAGCAUAGCACCCGACUUGAAGCCCUCUUCAGGAUGGUGGUGGCCGUGGAUAAGGCCAUCACUUUUUUGGGGGCCAUGUUCCAGAACUCGAAGGUGGUGGAUUUCCUCACACAAGGGAGUGUACCCUGGAGGAAAGGAAGCCAGACUGAAGGCCCUGAGGAGAGCAAAGAGAAAGUGGAAGAGAAGGGAGCGAAAGCAAAGCUCACGCAGAGAACAAGAGGUGUGCAAGCCGGGCUCCGGGAAGAAAGCCACAAAGCAGACCUACCAGAGGGGACAGUGGAGCCGCGGCCUCUCAUCCACACUGCAGGGACAGGAGCAGACCUCCUCAUCCAGGCAGCGGCCCCACCAGGCCAAGCAGAUGAAGUCCCUGGCCAAGGCCAAGUGUCCCCUGUCCACCUGCUGCCGCCCACAGAGGUGGAAGCCAAAGCGCAUGGGUCAAUCAGCAAGAACCCCAGGACUGGCCUGGAAUUGCCUGAAACCUCCUGUAGGGUCAGUGGGGUCCUCAACAACCAAGAAGCUGCAUUGGGUGCAGAACGAGGAGCCCUGACCAACAGGCCUGACACUCAGACCUCAGACAAGGGGCAGAGGCUGAAAUCUGGGUCCAGCCCUCAUCCGCCAGAACUUCUGGGGCCUCCUGUCCAAGCCAGCGCAGCUGAUGACUGUGGAAAAAGGCCUCCAAGGAUCUCUGUACGUGUGCAAGAGACAGAUGUUCCCAGGGAGCUGCUUGUGAUGCAAGGCAGUGGCCCCAUACCCUCUGUGGAGGCCCACCCAGUAGCCUGUGGAGGUGAGCAUGACCUCCCAGGGCCCAGGUGCUGCCGGCAGGCUCCUGGGACUGAGCGGGAGGAACAGACUCCCCAGGGAGCCGGUUCCAGUGACGGCAGAGCAAAGGCAGAGGAGAAAGCAGGGCCUGGUACCAAGCCCAUCUUGGAACCAAGCUUGGCCAGAAGGAACCAGGAAGACGAUGCCGUGGAGGUCUUAGAUUGGCAGCAGGACAAAGGCUCUGGGAAGAGCUGCACAGCAGGGGCCUCGGGGAGAGCUGAAGAAGAGAGGAGGAUGCCCCCGGGCACUGAUGCUGGCAGCGUGGUCCUGGAUGACAGUCCGGCUCCACCAGCCCCCUUUGAACACCGGGUGGUAACUAUCAAGGAGAUCUCCAUCUCAGCAGGGUAUACAGUAUGUCAGCAUGAAGUCUUAGGAGGGGGCCGAUUUGGCCAGGUCCACCGGUGCACCGAGAAGUCGACAGGCCUCGCCCUGGCAGCCAAGAUCAUUAAAGUGAAGAGCCCCAAGGACCGGGAGGAUGUGAAGAAUGAGAUCAACAUCAUGAACCAGCUCAGCCAUGUGAACCUGAUCCAGCUCUACGAUGCCUUUGAAAGCAAGAACAGCUUCACCCUCAUCAUGGAGUAUGUGGAUGGGGGCGAACUCUUUGACCGGAUCAUGGAUGAGAAGUACCAUCUAACUGAACUGGAUGUGGUCUUAUUCAUCAAACAGAUUUGUGAAGGCGUGCAUUACCUCCAUCAGCAUUAUAUCCUGCAUCUGGACCUCAAGCCCGAGAACAUACUGUGCGUCAAUCAAACAGGACACCAAAUUAAGAUCAUUGACUUUGGGCUGGCCAGAAGAUACAAGCCUCGGGAAAAGCUGAAGGUGAACUUUGGCACGCCUGAGUUCCUGGCCCCGGAAGUCGUCAACUACGAGUUUGUCUCCUUCCCCACAGACAUGUGGAGCAUGGGAGUCAUCACCUACAUGCUACUCAGUGGCUUGUCCCCAUUUCUAGGGGAAACAGAUGCAGAGACCAUGAAUUUCAUCGUGAAUUGCAGCUGGGAUUUUGACUCCGACUCCUUUGAAGGGCUGUCGGAGGAGGCCAAGGACUUCGUUUCCCGACUGCUGGUCAAGGAAAAGAGCUGCAGAAUGAGUGCCACACAGUGCCUGAAACAUGAGUGGUUGAACAACUUGCCUGCCAAAGCUUCAAAAUCCAAAGUUUGUCUCAAAUCCCAGCUAUUGCUGCAGAAAUACAUGGCUCAAAGAAAAUGGAAGAAACAUUUCUACGUGGUGACUGCUGCCAACAGGUUAAGGAAAUUUCCAACGUGUCCUUAAUCCUCAACUCUGCUGCUCCAAUAAGCCAAGAAAUUACUGACAACAAUGGUGAAGAGAUGGCUCCUAUUUUUUACCAAUCUGGCCUUUUACUAUUAUUAAUUCAUGAUCUACUACUAGUAAAUCAUACAUAUUAUUAUGUAACUCUUUAAUAUAAUUAAUUCACAAUUAAUUCCAUUUGUUUUAUAUAUAUAAAAAAAGGUUGUGGUUGUGACCUUUCUUGUGGAUAAAGUGUGGCUGAAAAAAAGAGUGAUCUAAGAACAUCUUCCCUGCCUUUUAAGAUCGCAAUGUUUGCAAUGCUGUGUUAACUUUUGAGUAUACCUACUUGUGCUGAGAAGUAUCGGUAUGCUUUAGGUAGGUAGGAAAGAUCCUACUUUGUGCAUGUCAAACUUAAAUUCUGACCUUCCAAUUAAAGAUCUCUGUUGACUGUU
Messenger RNA from Echinops telfairi (small Madagascar hedgehog), 2975 nucleotides. RefSeq names its product myosin light chain kinase 3 (gene MYLK3). Gene Ontology annotation, cellular component: nucleus; cytoplasm. The transcript is spliced from 13 exons. Gene Ontology annotation, molecular function: protein serine/threonine kinase activity; ATP binding. NCBI's taxonomy places the organism in Eukaryota, Metazoa, Chordata, Mammalia, Afrosoricida, Tenrecidae. Bases 145 to 2547 code for a protein of 800 amino acids. The record is from RefSeq and is a predicted model, not a curated record. Gene Ontology annotation, biological process: protein phosphorylation; positive regulation of apoptotic process; intracellular signal transduction.